UGGUCGACCGGUUAACCCAACCAACCAUCCCCUCCAUUUCCCCUUGGGUAAUGCGUAGCGGCCGCCUCCGGACUCCGCGACAAAUCGUCUGACGCACGCCACCGGAGGCCCACACCGCCGUGGAUCGCCGGAGGAGGGGGUCGCCGGCGGCCGGAGCGGCUUCCAGAUGGUGGGUGGCGUGGGCUCGGGCGUGGGCGGGGGAGAGUAGUGGUAGCAGCAGCGCGACGACGACGACGACGAGCGGCGGACGGAUCUGCGGCGCGGCGAGGCGGAGCGGGCGGCGGGGGCCACCAUGUCUGCCGUAGUGUGCGGCAAGAGGUCCUCCUCCAUCUUCGCCGACGAGCUCAUCCCUUCCUCCCCUCCCUCCCCUUCUCCUCCUCCCCACCACCACCACCCUCCUUCCAAGCGCUCCCGCUGCUCCCCGGCCCGCGCCUUCGAAGAGGCAGCCCACCGCCGGGAGGCGCUCCUGCACCACCUCCUCUCCAUCUUCCCCUGCAUGGAUCCCCAGUUACUUGAAAAAGCUCUUGAGGCAACUGGAGAUGAUUUAGAUUCUGCUAUAAAGAGUUUGAAUAAGCUGUGCCUGGAAUCAGCCGUGGUAGGUGAAUCUGAUAGCGUCCUGCCAGCAGCUCUUAAGUUAUCGGCUGAAGGUGUUGUGAGUAAUGGACAUUUGGAUGUGCUCACUGAAAACCCACCUGCUACUGAAAACUUUCAGACAAAUCAUCAUGGUUCUGAAUGGGUUGAGCUAUUUGUUAGAGAGAUGAUGAGUGCAUCAGACAUUGAUGAUGCCCGGGCUCGUGCCUCAAGAGCUCUGGAGGCAUUGGAAAAAUCAAUCAUGGAGCGAGUAGGAACUGAAGCAGUGCAUAAUUUGCACAAGGAAAAUGUGAUGCUAAAGGAGCAACUGACAAUACAUCUGCGAGAGAAUGCUGUUCUGAAAAGGGGGGUUGCUAUCCAACAUGAGCGCCAGAAAGAGUUUGAUGAGAGGACCCAGGAGGUUCAUAACCUGAAACAACUGGUUUUGCAGUAUCAGGAACAGCUAAAAACUCUCGAGAUAAAUAAUUAUGCACUCAGAGUGCAUCUGAAGCAGGCUCAGCAGAACAAUUCUAUGCCUGGGCGUUUCCCACCUGAUGUCUUUUAACAUACCUUGCGGGUAUUAGUCUCAUACUAAACCUUGCCUAGCUACUAUAUGGCACGAGUGGUUUGACCUUGCUCAUGGUGUGGUUUUGAGUAGACUAUUCACCCUUAAGUUCAAACCCAAUGCGCACCUAUCAUCAUAAACAAUUUAUGGCCCUCAAAAUGGAGGAAGAUAAUCAACGAUUAAGAAUCAAUUGAGGUACAUAUCAAUGUACAUCAGGAAGCUUGAUCGUGCUCUCAGAUCAGUGUUUGUAUGUAAAGUAUGAGAUGUAUUGUACUAGCAUUUAAUACAAAGUAUGAAAUAAUUUGUUCACUGUAUUGUAUGUAUCCAAUGAUAUAUGUACCGGUAAAGAAUGUUUAUCA
Molecule: messenger RNA, 1494 nt
Organism: Oryza brachyantha (malo sina)
Lineage: Eukaryota; Viridiplantae; Streptophyta; Magnoliopsida; Poales; Poaceae
Exons: 5
Coding region: 293-1135 (280 amino acids)
Molecular function (GO): ubiquitin binding
Source: RefSeq, a predicted model, not a curated record